UUUUGCCGGACGACUGUGCCGGACGGAACAGACAACCGAACAAGAUCAUACGUACUACAAUCGUCUGUGAUUCUGCUCUCGGAUGUCAACAACAUUGGAGUAUUUACCUUAGCGUUUUGUGAGCGUUUGGUCGCGCAUUGCUUGGUAUUUUUUGACAGUGUAAUGUAACGUCAGGGAACGCGCAGGAUGGACGGAGAUAUUUCUGAGUUAUCUGGUCCUUCCCUCCCCCUCGCCUGUCUGCGCCUGAUGGUCCCACCACUUCGACUGGUCUCAGCGGCGAUCUGGCAAACCAUCCAGCAGAGAGUCGUGGCUGAUUAUGGGAUGCUCGAGGAGUUUGUGUUCAUGGUCACGGAGAUUGUUCCUGAGCUCCUCACCACGAGACAGAGGGCUGAGCUCAUUUUGGGUCUCAGAGCACGGCUGAUCCUAGAGUUGUGUCGCGCUGAGGCAACUGCUGACCUCCAGAUCAUUCAGCCACAUCUGGACCGAAUGCAGAACCUCAGAUCUCUGUGGAAUGUAGAGACUGAUAAUACAGAUCUGGAAGUGUCUGAUUCUCAUUUUCUUGGCCUGGUACAAAAUCUGCUGAGAGAUCCCGAGGAGAGGGCAAACUUUUUCCAGGAUGUGUUCCCAGAAGAAUUUGGCCCCAUGUAUGACAAAGCAAUACAGACACUGAUGUGGCUGUUUCUCUCCAGACUUGAAAAGCUUCUUCCCACUCAAACCCUACAGCAGAUUGCAUCUCUACUCAGUGAUGCUUCGUCUGUUCUCAAUGAAUGUAUGGAGUCUGUGGCUCAUCGUGAGGAGCUCAAAACUUUGCUGGAGAAUCAAAAAGACCUCAACCAGUUAGAGGACAAUGACUCUUAUGUCGUUGACAGCUGCAUCUUGUCAGCCCUGUGUCUCCCUCCUGUGGAAAGAGUUGUGAUAGUCAAUGAACAAACAGAAACAGAUGCAGAGAGUGGCCUUGUGUAUACAGUCUGCACAGAGAUGGAAGUGGAAUCUGAGGGUAAAGAGAUGUAUGUGGAGGGAACUGAGACCCCAGUGGAAGAUGUGCAAAACCAGUGGUUUGGUGUAAGCAGUGGCAUGAAGUCAGAUGGCGAUGCUGAGUUGGUUACAGACCAAGUUGAAGACAUGGAGCAUGUUGAGAGUGAGAUAGCGGAGAAUGAAGAGGCCGGAGUGAUGGUCAUUGGAGAAGAUGGCAAAGCAAUGCCACUUGAUGGGCUUGUGAAAAGUGCCAAAGAUAACACAGGGAGGAAGGGCAACAGACAGGAAAGAGCAAAGAAACGCUCCACAAGAGCAGUCUUUGAAAUAAGAAGUGGAGAAGGGGAUCCACAAGAGGAUGCAGAGCAUGUCAUCCUUGUGGAGAAGGCUGACAUGUCUUCACAGUCCAGACCAGAGCGAAGGAACCGGGGGCUUAAGAUGAAGAGAUAUCUGUCGCAAAGAAGGAAAACAGUCAAGACACAGGGAGGUACUAGUAGCAGCAGCAGCCCUAAAAAGUUACCCAGAUCCCAAGGAUCAGCCAAGAGCAAUACCAUGGACCAGAGAACCUGCAAAGUAUGUGGCAAGGUGGUUAGUCGCGCCAAAUUCUUACAGCGACACAUGAAUCGGCACUCAACACAGCUGCCUUAUUCCUGUCCUGAAUGUAAAAGGUUUUACAAGACCUCACGUUACUUGCAGCAACAUAAGUGUUCAAGUCAGAGCCCGACAAAACAGAAGAGUGGCAAAAAAGCAAAGGAGCUAGAGACAAGCAAGGAAACAGCAGCUGAAGGAGAGCAGUCAUCCAGCACGGCCCCUGGUGCAGCAUCUGAUGAGGAGUGGCCAUCUGAUGAUAAAAGCCCUGAAGGAGACAAGAAUUCACCAGAAGGUCCCUUCUACUGUCCUCACUGUGGUGCCGAGUUUAAGUGCAAGCAGACUUUUAGGUUCCACUUAAGAAAUAUCUGUUACAACGAGCAGCAGGUCGAUCCCGAGAAAGCAGAGGAUGUUAAGCAGUGUUUCAAAUGCGACGAAUGUGACAAGGCGUUCAAGUACAAGUCAACUCUGGAAUCCCACAAACAAACUCACAACCCACUGUACUGUGAGAUGUGCAUGAAAUUAGUGCGUGACACCGAAGCAUUGGAGUUGCACAAGAUUUCCCACACACCAUUUCAGUGUAACCUGUGUGAUGAGAACUUCCCUGUGUUUAAGGCUCUGCAUAAGCACUACAUUGAUGUUCAUAACCCCAACGGGCCAUUCACUUGCACCCACUGUCUGGCAGUUUUUGAAAGUUUGAAGCGUUUCAUCAGACACGAGUGGAAACACACCGGUCACCAACCGUUUCAAUGCCCUACUUGCACUAAAAGAUUCAGAUCCUACUCUGACCUACUGGAACACCAGAAAAAACACACUAAAGCGUAUCCAUUCCUUUGCUGGGAAUGUGGGAAGAAAUUCAGGCAUAGUGUAACGUUGACCAGGCAUGUAGAGCGUGUACAUAAAUCUGGUAUAACCAUACCUGAGAAACCUGCAUCCAUUUUCAGUUGCUCCCAGUGCUCGAAGACCUUCACAUCCCGGAGAUGCCUUCUGAAACAUGAUAACUACCAUCACAAAGGGUUACGGCACCCAUGCGAGCACUGCGGAAAGGGCUUCUUUGGCAAAGAUGCGCUGGUGAGGCAUACGCUAAUUCAUACGGGUGAAAGGCCAUUCAAGUGUGACGACUGCGAGAAAUCUUUCAGAUCCGCUGCAGAACUGAAGAUACAUAAUCGAUACCAUACCGGAGAAAGACCGUACAAGUGCAGCGUGUGUGAAAAGGCCUUUGUGCAGUCAUGUUUCCUCACCCUGCACAUGCGAACCCAUACCGGGGAGAGGCCGUAUGUUUGUGCUACAUGUGCUAAAGGAUUUUCAAGCUUGCACGGCCUAAAAAGACACAAAAAGCUCGUCCAUGCAUAGUUGAUGUAAAUGUGACGCUUUACUCGUCAUUCCCCCCACAUCCCGAGGAGAUUCUUUUUCCACUUUUCCCAGUCCAGGAAGGUCGGGGCCAGUUGCAGGAUGGCAUUUGAGGAACUUGAAGGGAUUCAAUGUCUUGGGUGUGUGUGUGGGGGGGGGUGCUGGCCAUCAUGUGGAAUUGAGCCCAAGGCCUCCAUCUGAAGUACGGCUUCCUUAAUUGCUAGGUCACCCCAGUGUUUGUCACAGCUAGGUUCGUGGGGAGCUGUAUAAUUGUAUAGUGCAUUAUAAAAUCUUAUCUUGUAUUUUUUACAGAAAAGUUUGCUGUAGUUCUAUUGAAGAUUUGUAUGUAAUGAUAUAAACCAUCUUUCUGAAGUGUACUUUGUUUUGAAUAAAUGGAACCCUUGAUCUCGAGUCUCCUCACAGUUUUAGUCGUGUGUGUGAUAUGAACAUUCAGUAGUAAUAACUCUUUGGUCUAAUGCACAUAUGCAUCUAGAGAGAAGACAAUUCUAUGUAGGUGAAAAUUAAACGAACCAUCUCAUUGUCUUUAACAGUAGACUGGUUUUCACAGCUGCAUUAAGGAAGGUAGCUUCUGCCACUGAUGUCCAUGUUGUAACAUUUGAAAAUAGAAACAGUUUGAACCUGGAAGCAGGAGAAAGGAUAAAGGAAGGACUUGUUUCUGUUUCUAGUGGUGUGAAGUCUGGCUUAUCUGUUGUCACUAUUUAUUUAUUGUUCAUUGAUUUUACUGAAAUGUGAUUGAUGUAUGUGACAUUUCUCAAUUUUUGUUGUCACUAAAUCAACUUGAUUCUGGGUCACAGGAUACUAUUGUUUUACACAGUUGUGACAAACAAAUUCAUAUUCUUUUGCAAGUCGUUACAAAUAUGUAAGCAGUUUCAUUGAUUAAAUUCAAAAUUAAAGGUUUUAAACGCUCAGUCAAUAUAGGGUCCUUGUUUGGUUUUGGAAAUUUUGUAAAUUGCUGGUUCACACAAACCAUUUAUUUCCUCAAGACAGACUGGACAUUUAAAAUGCAGCUCCAGAAUCACUCAGAGGUUAACAAGUUUGGCUUGAAGGCCAAUUGUAUUUAUCAGUAUUUAUAUUUUUAUUUUGAAUUCUGACAGUUGUGAAAAACGCCUCAUACUGUAAUGCAGAGUCUUGCGAGAUGUUUACAGUCUUAACUCAGUGUAUGUUUGCUGUCUAAUGUCUUUAGUUUUAUUCAUCAAACGUUAAGCUCAGCAUAUUCCAAUACUUGUGUUUAUCUUAAUUUCUUUACUGGCUGUUUCCCUUAUUUUACAUUUCAAGAGGCUGUAACUGAAUUCCCACACUGUACUGGCUGAGGACAAAUGCUCACUUCCCAGGGCUUUCCUACAGAAUAAAAAAGCAUUUGUUCUCAUA
Molecule: messenger RNA, 4299 nt
Organism: Myripristis murdjan (pinecone soldierfish)
Lineage: Eukaryota; Metazoa; Chordata; Actinopteri; Holocentriformes; Holocentridae
Product: zinc finger protein 665-like
Exons: 7
Coding region: 187-2913 (908 amino acids)
Biological process (GO): regulation of transcription by RNA polymerase II
Cellular component (GO): nucleus
Molecular function (GO): DNA-binding transcription activator activity, RNA polymerase II-specific; RNA polymerase II cis-regulatory region sequence-specific DNA binding
Source: RefSeq, a predicted model, not a curated record